CGAAGCAAUAUGUAACCGACCGUUCCCCACAAGGCCGUAAUUCGCAGCACUAGCCACCGCAAGCCUCGUCGUAUGAAAUGGCGACCAAGCUAUACCAUAAUGCGCAAAACCAGGAGUGUAUAAUGUCAACGGGGCAAGUCUGUUCAUAGUCGUUGAGAACAAGUCAAAUCGGUGGUAGUCAUAGUCUGAAUCAAACCGGUGAAAGUCGAGAAAGUCAGGUCGACUUUGGGCGGUCCGCGCUUUCACAUGCAUCAUGGUACGCCUCUCUGUUCCUACCAUUCCUCAGGCUAUUCUUUCCUCUGCGACAUCGUCGAAAACCAUAAGUCCUGCUGCUGCUGUUGAACGCAUUGCUGAGUUCUUGGCUCCUGGAAAUGUCGCGGUUAUCACUGGGGCUGGAGUCAGUGUCGAUUCAGGCAUACGAGCGUACAGAGGCGAGAAGGGAAUAUACCUGAAUCCGAAUUACAAACCAAUAUUUUAUCAUGAGCUUAUGGACGAGUCUCCGAAAGGAUUUGGAUUCCGACAGAGAUAUUGGUUGCGAGGGUAUCUUGGUUACAAACCCGUCCUUGAUGCCUUACCAAACCCCACUCACUAUGCACUUGCUGCAUUGCAGUACAAGUCAUUUGUUCCGAGGUUGAUCACGCAAAACGUCGAUGGACUACAUCAUAAAGCGUUGGCAGGUAUUUGGGACAAACACACAAUGCAACAUCACGUACUGGAGCUGCACGGGUCUCUACAUAAAGUGCAUUGCAAAUACGGACAUGUAACCGACCGGAAUACGUUUCAGCACUGGCUGUCCACUGCAAACCCACAAUGGAAGGAGUACGCUGACGAGCUGGAAGCCACCGGACAGAAGCCAAGGACGAAUCCAGAUGGAGACGUUCAAUUGGAAGGCGUGUCGUAUGACGACUUUGUGGUCCCAGUAUGCCCAACUUGCUUACUAGAAGGCCGUCAGAACUCAGUACACAAGCCAGAACUCAUCUUCUUCGGCGAAUCGAUACAACCCGAUGUUAAAGAUCGCUCAUUCCGUGAUAUAGAGUCUUCUUCACGCCUCUUCCUCAUCGGCACGACACUAGCCACGUUCUCUGCCUUCCGUCUCCUAAAGCACGCACUCGAGCUCCAAAUACCCGUGCUUCAUCUGAAUGUCGGACCUACACGCGCAGAUGGGCUACCAGGUAUCGAGAAGAUCGAGUUGGAGAGCGGGAAAGUGUUGAAAGAUGUCGUUAGGGCUGUCCUGGGAUCUAAAGCUGACGAGGACCCUGUCGUUAGAAAGAUGUUGGUUAGCGGGGUUGUUCGCCCGCCUCGUGACGACGAAUGAUUCAUGAUGUCUCUGUUGCAUUUCUCAUCAUUAACUCUUGCUUGCUUCAUGCUGUCACUAGAAGAAACUGGGAAUGAAGCUUUGACAUGAGGUCAUAUAAUUUCAAGAAAGCCUGGUCAUAAAGUACGGCUAUGGAUCAUACAUGUAUCCAAGAAGAGUAAGCUGGACGACAUUAUGUCGGCCACACAACGUGAUAGAAGAGCGGGUAGAGUAAGUUAAAGAUGAUGAGUGUGGAUAGGGUAAAGCGAUUAGACUAUAAACAUGUCCAUCUACAGAUUAUUCUACAAAGUACACUUCCGGUUGUUUUGGAUGAUUAGCAAGAAGAGUAGGGGAUGAG
Molecule: messenger RNA, 1652 nt
Organism: Somion occarium
Lineage: Eukaryota; Fungi; Basidiomycota; Agaricomycetes; Polyporales; Cerrenaceae
Source: the annotation of a GenBank genome assembly